AUGGAACAGUCUAGUGGCAAUGCUUUGGUGCAGUGGCUGGUAGCAACAUUGCUCAUUGCCUUGUUGGGUGGUGCUCAAGCUUUUGUAAUAUGCAACAUAGACACAACUCAGCUAAACUCAUGUCGUACAGCAGUUACUGGUCCAAACCCACCACCACCAGAUGAAAAAUGUUGUGCAGUUAUCCGCAAGGCCAAUCUGUCUUGCCUCUGCAAAUACAAGUCUCUUCUACCUUCGCUUGGAAUCGACCCCACAAAAGCUUUGGCCUUGCCCAGUAAAUGUGGUCUGCAAAAGCCUCCUGGAUGUAAAGUGAAUUGA
Messenger RNA from Gastrolobium bilobum, 315 nucleotides. Its product is annotated as putative lipid-transfer protein DIR1. Gene Ontology annotation, biological process: systemic acquired resistance. The transcript is spliced from 2 exons. The record is from RefSeq and is a predicted model, not a curated record. The coding region runs from base 1 to 315 and encodes 104 amino acids. Gene Ontology annotation, molecular function: fatty acid binding. NCBI's taxonomy places the organism in Eukaryota, Viridiplantae, Streptophyta, Magnoliopsida, Fabales, Fabaceae.